This is a messenger RNA of Acanthopagrus latus (yellowfin seabream), 2573 nucleotides long. RefSeq names its product calpain 9 (gene capn9). The record is from RefSeq and is a predicted model, not a curated record. Gene Ontology annotation, biological process: proteolysis. The transcript is spliced from 20 exons. Gene Ontology annotation, cellular component: cytoplasm. The coding region runs from base 145 to 2202 and encodes 685 amino acids. Lineage: Eukaryota; Metazoa; Chordata; Actinopteri; Spariformes; Sparidae. Gene Ontology annotation, molecular function: calcium ion binding; calcium-dependent cysteine-type endopeptidase activity.
ACAGGCUCGUCCCUGCAUCAACACACACGGCGGGCGACUCGCUCCAUCACACAACAACUCACAGCUCCUUCUACCAACUGCGCUCACUGACGGUCUACCCAGAGGAAGAAGAAUAGGAGGAAGAAGAAGAAGAAGAGGAAGAAGAUGCCUCUCCAGUCCACGCUGUCCGGCAGAGGCUCCAACAGGGCCGAGGACACGCAGUCGAACGGGAAGUCGUUCGAGCAGCUGCGGAGUGAAUGUCUGCAGAAAGGCGUCCUGUUUGAGGAUCCAGACUUCCCCGCCACCGACUCCUCGCUCUUCUUCAGCCAGAGUGUUCCUGUCAACAUUGAAUGGAAGAGGCCAAAGGAACUCUGCGAGAACCCAAAGUUCAUCGUCGGCGGCGCAGACAGGACAGAUAUUUGCCAAGGACAGCUCGGUGACUGCUGGCUCCUGGCAGCCAUCGCAUCCCUGACCCUCAAAAAAGACGCCCUGGCCCGAGUCGUCCCGCACGACCAGGACUUCGACGACAGAUACGCCGGCAUCUUUCACUUCCAGUUCUGGCAACACAACAAAUGGCUGGACAUCGUGGUGGACGACCGGCUGCCGUCGGUGAGGAAUCAGCUCAUCAUGCUUCACUCCGCCUCCAACGACGAGUUCUGGAGCGCCCUGCUGGAGAAAGCCUACGCCAAACUGCACGGCAGCUACGAGUCCCUGAAGGGCGGCAGCACGAUGGAGGCCAUGGAGGACUUCACCGGCGGCGUGGGGGAAAACUACGAGACCAAGAGCGCUCCAGAGAACCUGUUCUCCGUCAUGAAGAAGGCCCUGGACAGAGGCUCCAUGAUGGGAUGCUCUAUCGAUAUCAGCAGCUCUGCAGAGUCUGAGGCCAAGACGUCCACUGGCCUGGUGAAGGGACACGCGUACUCCAUCACGGGCCUGGAGGAGGUGAAUUACAGAGGGAGGCCGGUCCAGCUGAUCCGGGUCAGAAACCCCUGGGGUCAGGUCGAGUGGAACGGACCCUGGAGUGACGACUCCAGAGAGUGGAGUUACGUCGACUCAGCGGUCAAGAAUCGAAUCCUGCAGAAUUCAGAUGACGGAGAGUUCUGGAUGGAGUUCGAGGACUUCAAGAGGAACUACGACAAGGUGGAGAUCUGCAACAUGACCCCCGACGCCCUGAGCGACGACACGAAGCGCCACUGGGAGGUCAGCGUGUUCGAGGGAAACUGGAUCCGCGGCGCCACCGCUGGAGGCUGCAGGAACUUCAUCGACACAUUCUGGACCAACCCGCAGUUCAAGCUGCAGCUGGAGGACGCUGACGACGACGACGACGUGUGCAGCGUGGUGAUCGCUCUGAUGCAGAAGAACAGACGGAAGCUGAGGAAGGAGGGCCUGGACCUGGAGACCAUCGGGUUCGCAGUGUACGAGGCUCCAGAUGAAGUGGACCAAGUGGGGAAAGACUUCUUCCGUUACAACGCCUCCAAGGCUCGCAGCAGGACCUACAUCAACAUGCGGGAGGUGGCGGAGCGCUUCACAAUGCCUCCUGGGAAAUACCUGCUGGUGCCCACCACCUUCCAGCCGCACCACGAGGCCGACUUCCUCGUCAGGAUCUUCUCUGAGAAGAAGGCCACGGCUCUGGAGAUGGGGACCACGAUUGACGCCGACCUGCCAGAUCCGCCUCCACCCAGCGAGCCGCAGGAGGAGUCAGAGGAGGAGAAAGGCCUGAGGAGGCUGUUUGAACAGCUGGCCGGUGCGGACCAGGCGAUCUCUGCCAGAGAGCUCCAGCAGAUGCUGAACGGCGUCCUCAGCAGACGAAGGGAAGUUAAAUUUGACGGUCUGACUCUCGGCACCUGCCACAGCAUCAUCAACCUGAUGGACGUGGAUAACUCAGGAAAGAUCGAGUUCCAGGAGUUUAAGGUUUUCUGGGAAAAGAUGAAGAAGUGGAUCAUGCUCUUCUUGUCCUUCGACACCGACCGCUCAGGCAAGAUGUCGUCCUACGAGCUCCGCAGCGCUCUCAAAGCUGCAGGCAUGCAGCUGAACAACCAGCUCCUGCAGCUCAUCUGUCUGAGGUUCGCUGACGACAACUACGACAUCGACUUCGACGACUACCUCACCUGCAUCGUCCGCCUGGAGAACAUGUUCAGAGUGUUUAAGGCUAUGGAACAAUCCAGGAGGGGUCGUGUGAACAUGAACAUCAUGCAGUUCCUGCUGCUGUCGAUGAACGUCUGAGGAGACGCCACCAGAGGAUCAAACCCCAGCAGACGGCCGUGAUGUGCAGCGUUCAGGCCGAUCUGUGACCGCGCUUUUAUUUUGUCUCUGUGUCGGGACGUCAACAUGUUUCUGCUCUCUGAGCUGCUGAUGUGACUCGCUGGGAUCAGGUGCUACACUCUGCAGAUUUUUGGACAAAACGUUGUUUUAUUUUAUUUCCUCUCUGACAGAAAUGGAAAUAAACAUUGAAAAUAAAACUUCUGGCUCUGAUGUGGGGAAGUGAUUGCCAGGUUCUUGUGAUUAGAAGAAUGUUUUGGUGUUUAUUGAUGAGCUUCCACGUUGGUUUAAACUGGAGUUUUCAUGUCAAAUGAUCAAGUAUUAAUGAAUUGAAU